Molecule: messenger RNA, 3645 nt
Organism: Caenorhabditis briggsae
Lineage: Eukaryota; Metazoa; Nematoda; Chromadorea; Rhabditida; Rhabditidae
Gene: Cbr-elpc-1
Product: Protein CBR-ELPC-1
Exons: 10
Coding region: 1-3645 (1214 amino acids)
Biological process (GO): tRNA wobble base 5-methoxycarbonylmethyl-2-thiouridinylation
Cellular component (GO): cytosol; elongator holoenzyme complex
Molecular function (GO): tRNA binding
Source: RefSeq, a predicted model, not a curated record
AUGAAAAAUCUACAAAUUGGUCGGGUGAAAACUUUUGAAAAAACAAAACUCGCAGGCUGCGACUUGUUUGCUGUUCAUCCUAUCCUCGAAACAAUUGCUGUGUCGACAAAAAAUGAACUUAUUCUUCUAGAGGACCAAGUUGUUAGCAGUACAAUAAACUGGAGUAAUGAAAGAAAUGGAGUCCAAGUCAUUUCAUUGGCGUUUCGAACCGAUGGAGAUCAAAUUGUGGCGAUUUUGGCUGAUGGGCGUGCUCUUGUAAUUGAAGAUGGAUCAGUAAUAGAACUGGAAGUGGCAGAAAUUGAAAAUUCUACAGUAACUGCUGCAGAAUGGACUGGUGAUGAACAAACACUUGCUCUGGCCGACAAUCAAACUUUGUAUCUCGCUGAUUCUUCCUUGGUUCCGUUCGUCGUGAGACCUCUAAAUUUCUCAGAAAGCGAUAGAAAAUCUGUUCCUGUGAACGUUGGAUGGGGAUCGGAAAGUACGCAGUUCAGAGGAUCCGCUGGGAAGUUGAAACCCGGAGAGAAGAUUGAGAAGGAGCGAGAAGAUGUGGAACAAGUCUCAAAACAAACUUCAGUUCAUUGGAGAUGGGAUGGAGAGAUUGUGGCAGUUUCCCACUAUUCCGAACAGUCCAAAAUUCGAAAUCUAACGAUUUUCGAUAAAAAUGGUGAGAUUUUGAACAACAUGAACAUCCGAAACAUCUAUCUAUCCCACUGCUUUGCUCACAAACCGAACGCAAACUUGCUAUGCUCUGCAAUACUGGAACAAGGAUCAGAUGAUAGAAUUGUGUUUUACGAGAGGAAUGGAGAAACACGCAAUAGUUAUGUCGUCAAAUGGCCAACAAAUCAGAAUGAAAGCAAGAGAGUCAUAGAAAAAAUCGAAUGGAAUUCUACUGGAACCAUUCUAGCGAUGCUAACGGUUUACGAGAAUAGUAGAAGACUGGAGUUAUGGCAUCUCUCCAAUUACGAAUUCACUCGAAAACUCUGUUGGCGAUUCCCUGAAAGCGAAUCAUCUGUAAUCUGGAAGUGGAGCACAGUGGAUAGUCAAAACGUGGAAAUUCUUCUCGGAUCAGGACAAUUCUUCUCUGUUCACAUCAACCCAGUUUCCUCGUUUUCCGACGCUAUCUCUCAGAAUGUCGUCGUAGCCACAGAUGAGCUUCGUAUGUAUUCUCUCUACCGUCGAGUCGUUCCUCCACCGAUGUGUGACCAUUCCAUCAGGUGCCUAUCGGAUAUUACUGGAAAAUUAUUUCCUGUGAGUUUACCUGAAGAGACAAUGCGUAUAUAUGACAUUUCAGUCAGCCAAGAUUCCGACGACUACAAGUUCGAUAGCGAGCGUGCGUCUAUCGACGAGGUUCUUCACGAAGAAGUUACGGAUGGAAUCAUUUGUGGCUUUGUCUAUGACGAGCCAACCGAAUCGUUUAUUAUUUGGGUCGCUAGUCACGGUAAACAAAUCAUCUGUCGUGUUGGUGCUAACUUCGAGAAGUUUCUGGAAGGAGACAAUAUCGGGUGGAUGGGCGUGAAUCCUCAGAAUUCUCACAUUGAAGUUGCUUUUAAUAAUGGAAAGUUUCUUGAUUUGACUACGAGCGAUGAGAUCUUCAAAAUCGAGGAAUUCGCUUCUGUUGAAGUUCACUUCAUCCAGAAUCGCCAUGUCAUCCUCGCUGACAACUCCACAAUCUUCAUCGACUCAUCAAAGGUUUCUCAAGACGCUGCCUCCAUUAUGACUCGAGGAAAUGACAUUCUGCUCAUUGAUUUUGAUAACAAACUUCGAUUCGUCGAUGUGGAGUCGGGUAAAACUCUAGAAGACAUUCGCGAUGUGGAAGCGGGAAGUGAACUAGUAGCAUGUGAUUCUGGAUCAGCUAACGUGAUUCUUCAAGCAGCCAGAGGAAACCUGGAAACAAUCCAACCACGUAGAUAUGUGAUGGCCCAGACUCGUGAAUAUCUCGACAAAAAGCAGUACAUCCAAUCGUUCAAAUGGAUGAAAAAGCAUCGUGUCGAUAUGUCAUACGCGAUGAAGUACAAAGGAGAAGAGCUAGAAAAUGAUAUGGUGAUAUGGUUGGCAAGUACCAAUGAUUCACAACUGCUGGAACAACUUUUAGUCAGUUGUACUGAAGUUUUCGAGUUUGAAGGAUCUUCCCUUUGUAUGUCAGUAGCUCGAUUUAUCAGUGAUAUCGAAGAUGUUGAUCGGAAAACUAAAAUGUUUCCACUGCUUCUAACGGCUCUUCUACGAUUGAAACCAUCGAAAAUCAACGAGUGUUUGAAAGAGGUCCAGGAGCAUGUGGAGAAAGUUGUUAACCGAAAAGAUGUCUUCACUCGUGACAGCUUACACCAUAUAUCCUUUUUCGUGCCAGCCAAAGAACUUUUCAAUUGUGCACUUUCUACUUAUGACCUCAAGUUGGCUCAGCAAGUUGCAGAAGCUUCAAACUACGAUCCAAAAGAGUAUCUUCCUGUUCUCAACAAACUCAAUAGAAUUGGAUGUACACUUGAAAGACAAUAUAGAAUUAAUGUUGUGAGAGAUGCAUGGAUCGACGCAAUUCGAUCUUUGCUCGUUUUGGAUUCUAGUGAAGAUCGAGGAUCAGAAGAAGUGUGGUGGAAUGAUAUUAAAGAUAUCAUUCAAAGAGAAUGGCUGCAUCAGAAGGCGUUGACGCUUGUGAAUCCAGGAGACAAACGAUAUAAGGAGUGUUGUGAGUUGUAUGCUAUCGAAUUGGAGAGAAAAAUCCAUUGGAGAGAGGCGGCGCUGUUCUUUGAACUUUCUGGGAAUACAGAGAAGACUUUGAAGUGUUGGGAAAUGUCGAGAGACGUGGAUGGUCUUGCUGCUUCUGCUCGUCGUCUUGCAGUUGAUUCUGGAAAAUUGAAGAUCCAUGCUAUCAAAAUGAGUACGACUCUCCGGGAAGCCAGGCAACCAAAGGAGUUGGCAAAAGCAUUAAAACUUGCGGGAUCUUCAAGUAAUCAAAUUGUUCAAACACUGUGUGAUGCAUUCGAAUGGACGGAAGCCAGUCGAGAAGUCGAAGUUGGGAAAGAAGAAAGUUUAAAAAUCGCAGCAGUCAGUCGUAAUGAGCAAAUUUUGUUGGACCUCAAAAGAAGACAAACCGAGUUUGAGAAGUAUAAGAAACGAUUGAUAGUUGUCCGAGAGAACAAACUGAAGAGAGUUGAACAAUUCGCUGCUGGAGAAGUAGAUGACCUUCGUGAUGAUAUUUCCGUCAUUUCGAGUAUCAGUUCAAGAUCCGGAUCUUCAAAAGUGUCCAUGGCAUCUACUGUAAGAAGAAAGAAGCAAAUUGAAAAGAAGAAGAGCUCUUUGAAAGAAGGAGGAGAAUAUGAAGACUCAGCUCUGCUGAAUGUUCUCGCUGAGAAUUAUAAAUGGCUGGAAAACAUAGGAAAUGAACUAUCCCAGUUGAUUCCGCUGCUCAUGACUACUGGACACUUCACAGAAGCUUUGAAAAUGAAAAGUGUUUACGACGAGUUUGUACUGAAGCUUCAGAAGAGCAAGGCUUCGAUUUGGCCUGAGAAUUUGUCUAUUCAACAACUACCAGGACCACUCUAUACGCUGUUUGAUCCAAACCAAGAGCCAUCGCCAAUUCCGAUGCCACCAAUCUUCAGGCUCGAGCCAGAACUUGUCGCUCCAUCCGCAUCAUUCCCAUCCGUAUUUCUAUAA